Molecule: messenger RNA, 907 nt
Organism: Parasteatoda tepidariorum (common house spider)
Lineage: Eukaryota; Metazoa; Arthropoda; Arachnida; Araneae; Theridiidae
Gene: scramb1
Product: phospholipid scramblase 1
Biological process (GO): plasma membrane phospholipid scrambling
Cellular component (GO): plasma membrane
Molecular function (GO): phospholipid scramblase activity
Source: RefSeq, a predicted model, not a curated record
AACUAACUUCAUAAAUUCAUGUGAUUAGAGAUAUAUUUUGUGUUGGAUUAAAAUUGAAAGCACAUUGUCUGUUGCUAACGUGUUUUAUACAAUUUAAAUUUGAGCAGUCAUUCUUCCAGUCGAAGUAAAAUUUGGUUACGCGAUUGUAAGACUUAUAACAGCGAACAACAAUAUUUUUUGAAAAGUUUCGUUUAGAAGGAAUGAUUUCUGAAUAGUAUUUGCUCGGAUAACUGAUCGUAAGAUGUUUAGGUAAUAAGAGCAGCUAUGAGUUAUCCAGCCUCUACACCUAGUGCGCCUCCACCAGGAAUCAAUCCUCAAUUUAUGCCUGGAGAUCCAAGUGCUCCUCCUGGCUAUCCACCACCUUCAGAAGGUUAUCCACCUUCAGGAGGUUAUCCGCCUUCAGGUGGUUAUCCACCUUCAGGAGGUUAUGCACCUUCUGGGGGAUAUCCCCCUGCUCCAGGUUAUCCACCUUCACAACCAAUGGAUGCUUACCCACCUCAAGGUGGUGGUUAUCCACCUUCACAACCAAUGGAUGCUUACCAACCUCAAGGUGGUGGUUAUCCACCUUCACAACCAAUGGAUCCCUAUCCUUCCCAAGGAGGUGGUUAUCCUCCUUCUGGUUAUCCACAACCUGGUGGGUAUCCACCAGGUCCAAUGAUUAAUCAACCUACUCCUGGUCCAGGUUAUCCAUCUCCAAAUGCUAUGCAGCCGUCUGGUGAUGGAAAUUGGAUGCCUGUUCCAACUGGUGUUCCUGUAUGCCCUCCCGGACUAGAAUAUCUCACUAUGAUUGAUCAAAUGAUUGUACACCAAAAAGUGGAAAUGCUUGAAGCUAUAAUUGGCUUUGAAACUAAGAACAAGUAUACUAUUAAAAAUAGUAUGGGGCAAAAAAUGUACACAGCUAAAGAAG